Molecule: messenger RNA, 1404 nt
Organism: Penicillium manginii
Lineage: Eukaryota; Fungi; Ascomycota; Eurotiomycetes; Eurotiales; Aspergillaceae
Exons: 3
Coding region: 1-1404 (467 amino acids)
Source: RefSeq, a predicted model, not a curated record
AUGGCACGUCGCAAAGCAAAGGUGCCUUCCAAGGCAAAGAAAAUGGGUAAAAAGGCCUCAUAUGGAGACUUAGAUGCGGAUCAGUUGGGGCUACGCUACAAAUCACCACCACCGUUGGAUGUAUCCUCCCCUGAAAUCGAUUUAGGAAACGGCUGGAAGAUACCCAAAAAAAGAAAGAAAGAUCAUAACCCGGAUGAUGGGGACGAGAAAACCAUUACGGAGCCAGAUGACAAGAUAAUGGUGAAUCCGAAGGAGUAUGUCAACAGGUUGGAGAACAAAGUCGAAGAGCAAAAUGGACUUCUAGAAAGCAUGGAGAGACAAAUCCAGGAUCUCCUGCACAACAAUUAUAAUACUCUCGUCGACACCUGGUUUUUAAAGGAAGCUAGUCCACCCGAAGUCCCUUCGAGUGCAUGGCCAGACAGGCUAGGCCACAAGAUACAAACGUUCGACAACUGGGCAUUCAGUAGUGCUAUCGUGGGCAUUGAUAAGUGGAAGGAUGUUCCCAGUGAAACGAAAAAGGUGACCAUCGCCAGACUCAAGGGAUGGGUUGUUCCGGGAGACUUCGAUGAGAUCGUAUCGCGAAUGCCUCCUAACUUUCGGACGAGGGCCCUGAUGCACUUUGUUCGAAUGCUAAUGCUCAAAGAAUGCCUCGAACUGUUCUUCGAAAAUGGCGCAUUCUGGUACAUGAAAGGGGCCACUGGGGAUGAUUGCGACGAGACUGGUACAUGGGCCCCUUCCUCGCUCCCCGGAAUAUAUGAUAUGUUCCGCAAAGUGGAUGGCAAAAUGGCUGCCCAUUGGAAAGGUGUGACAACACGGCUUUUAAACGUGAAGUGGGAGGGAGAGUUCGGCUAUCGGGACCCUACACCCGUGAAAGAGAUCGUGAAUAUUCGAGCCGCAAAGGCCAGACAGUUUGCUCAAGCGAGAUUGGCGGACAAGCACUUCACGAAUUUACUUAGAGGAGACCUGCAAGACGAAUUGAAAGAGUCGUUCUGUCGAGACUGGGAGAGCAUGGCUCAUCUAUCGAUGGAGAUGUCAAAGACGGCAGCGACUCUUUCAUGGCGAACCCUGGAAGAUGGCCCAACCAUUCAUGAAACGGCCAUUCCACCUCAAUUCUAUCGUCGGUCUCUGGACGUCGAAGGUGCACAUUCGCAUAAGCUAUGUAAUAACGGCUCAAGACUCGAUAAACGCCCUAUAAUUGCGAUUCUUAGUCCGGCCUUCGGACAAUUUGGAGGAAUACGCUCAGCAAGAGAAGUCUAUACGAUUAAAAAAGCAGAAGCUAUCAUCGAUGACCCUCUAGGAAUGCCUGGAGAUUGGGGCUCCGAUGAUGAAGAGGCUGAGGCAGCAUGGCAAAAGAGUCUACCAGGACAUAGGAGGAAUAAGAAGAGAAACACGAUGACGACUUAG